Molecule: messenger RNA, 318 nt
Organism: Striga asiatica
Lineage: Eukaryota; Viridiplantae; Streptophyta; Magnoliopsida; Lamiales; Orobanchaceae
Source: the annotation of a GenBank genome assembly
AUGGCAUAUCUCACUGGCAUGAGGGUCGUAGUGAGCGAGACGAGUGCAAAAGCCAGAUCGAUCGCACACAUGCUGCUUGGGAAGGGGAGUGAAGGGCCAUUUCUCGCUAGCGAGCAUAACAACCAUCUAACCAUAAAGACAUUCAUAACCAUCACGGCUGAGCGUGAUGCGGCCAUCCGCGAAUGCAACAUGGCUCUGGAGGAGCACAAGCGCGCGUUUGCGGAGCGCGACAUGGCCAUUACACCAGCUGGACGCCGCCAUCGCCGAGCGCAACGCGGCCAUUUACGAACGCGACGAAGCCAUCCGCUUGCACCAUAG